This is a messenger RNA of Histoplasma capsulatum G186AR, 3246 nucleotides long. RefSeq names its product ATP-dependent RNA helicase DOB1. The transcript is spliced from 6 exons. Gene Ontology annotation, cellular component: nucleus. NCBI's taxonomy places the organism in Eukaryota, Fungi, Ascomycota, Eurotiomycetes, Onygenales, Ajellomycetaceae. Gene Ontology annotation, molecular function: RNA binding; ATP binding; RNA helicase activity. Gene Ontology annotation, biological process: RNA catabolic process; maturation of 5.8S rRNA. The coding region runs from base 1 to 3246 and encodes 1081 amino acids. The record is from RefSeq and is a predicted model, not a curated record.
AUGGACGACUUGUUCGAUGUGUUCGAGGACAAACCUCCCACCGGACUUCCUCUUCAAGAUCCUUCCAAGCCUCGAACAAAGAAGGAAAAGAACAGAAAGAGACAGGCAAAUGGUGUUGUGAAGGAUCGUCCGAAUGCGGUGGGCGGCCAGGAGAAUGGACAGGUUGUUGAUACCCUAAUGGAGGAUAUGGACAUGGUGGAACCAACCGAGUCGCAAAAUAGCGAACCCGAUCCAAAGCGACAGCGCCUCCAGCCAGAGCCAGAACCGGUCGUGGCCGAUACAUUCGAGACGGAGCAGUCGCGAGAGAUUGCAGGCUCUGCUGGUCUUCAAGGAACACAAGAUACGAAAGCUGUUGUUCUAUCACAUCAAGUUCGACAUCAAGUUGCGCUGCCUCCAGAUUAUCCAUAUAUUCCAAUAUCGGAACACAAACCACCAGAAACACCCGCAAGAACAUGGAGCUUCACUCUUGAUCCCUUCCAACAGGUGUCAAUUGCGUCAAUCGAAAGGGGGGAAAGUGUUCUGGUAUCCGCUCAUACUAGUGCUGGAAAGACGGUGGUUGCAGAAUAUGCUAUUGCGCAAAGUCUGAGAAAUAACCAGAGAGUUAUCUAUACAAGCCCUAUAAAGGCGCUGAGCAACCAGAAAUACCGAGAAUUCGCAGCUGAAUUCGGUGAUGUUGGAUUAAUGACCGGUGAUGUUACCAUAAACCCUACGGCGACAUGCCUUGUCAUGACGACUGAGAUUUUGCGAUCCAUGUUAUACAGGGGCUCAGAAAUCAUGCGUGAAGUGGCUUGGGUGAUUUUCGAUGAGAUACACUACAUGCGAGACAAGACUCGUGGUGUUGUAUGGGAAGAAACCAUUAUUCUUCUUCCAGACAAAGUUAGAUAUGUUUUCCUCUCCGCAACAAUUCCGAAUGCGAUGCAAUUUGCGGAAUGGAUUACCAAAAUGCACAACCAACCUUGCCACGUCGUCUACACUGAUUUCCGGCCAACACCCUUACAACAUUAUUUUUUCCCUGCUGGCGCCGAUGGAAUCCAUCUUGUUGUUGACGAGAAAGGAGUGUUUCGUGAGGAGAAUUUCCACAAAGCCAUGGAGACCAUCGCUGAGAAACAAGGAGAUGAUCCAGCAAACGUGAUGGCUAAGAGGAAAGGCAAAGGAAAAGACAAGAAGACGAAUAAGGGUGGAGAGAGCAAUAAGGGCCCAUCUGAUAUUUACAAAAUCGUGAAGAUGAUUAUGCUUAAAAACUAUAACCCGGUCAUCGUUUUCAGUUUCAGCAAGAGGGAGUGCGAAGCCUUUGCACUACAGAUGAGCAAGAUGGCAUUUAACGAUGAAUCGGAGAAGGAGAUGGUCAGCAAGGUGUUCAAUAGUGCUAUUGAGAUGCUCUCCGAUGAGGACAAGGAACUGCCGCAGAUUAAACACAUCCUACCAUUGCUUCGUCUCGGGAUCGGGGUUCAUCACUCUGGUCUUCUCCCCAUUCUCAAAGAAACUAUCGAAAUUCUCUUCCAGGAAGGGUUGAUUAAGGUGCUUUUCGCCACAGAGACGUUCUCCAUCGGUCUAAACAUGCCUGCAAAGACCGUGGUUUUCACAAGUGUCCGGAAAUUCGAUGGAGUAAGCCAGCGCUGGAUUACUCCGUCUGAGUUUGUGCAAAUGUCCGGCCGUGCUGGACGUAGAGGCCUUGAUGAUCGCGGUAUUGUCAUUAUGAUGAUCAAUGAGGAAAUGGAUCCAACCGUUGCGAAGGAAAUCGUCCGUGGGGAGCAAGACAAACUUAACUCGGCAUUUUAUUUGGGGUAUAACAUGAUAUUGAACCUGCUACGCGUGGAGGGUAUAUCGCCAGAGUUUAUGUUAGAGCGAUGCUUUUAUCAAUUCCAAAAUGCGGCUAGUGUAGUGGGAUUGGAAAGAGAAUUGGCUGAGUUGGAGAAUGAAUAUGCUGUGAUGACAAUUCCCGAUGAGGGGACGAUCCGGGAAUAUUAUGAGCUACGCCAAAACAUCGCCACGUACACCUCUGAUAUGCGUAGCGUUAUCAGCCUUCCAAACUAUUGUGUACGGUACAUUCAGCCAGGGCGGCUUGUUCAAAUACAAUACAUGGAUUAUGAUUUCGGCUGGGGAGCUGUUGUCAGCUGUCAAAAGAGAAAACCCCCUCGAAACGCGCCAAAUGAAGAAUAUCCUCCACAUGAAAGUUUUAUUGUCGAUGUCUUGCUACAAGUCGCAGAGGGCUCGUCUUCCCCAACGAGAGCUGGUCAACAACCUCUUCCCCCUGGGAUCCGGCCUUCCCAACCGGAGGGGAAAUCCAAGUUAGAAGUUGUACCAGUGCUUCUCAGUUGUUUAAAAACCAUCUCCCAUCUUCGGAUUCGAUUGCCUCAAGACCUUAAGCCAACCGGCGCGAGGAGUGAGGUUAAAAAACACAUUGUGGAGAUCCAACGGCGAUUCCCGGAUGGAAUUCCCCUUUUGGACCCAAUUGAAGACAUGGGAAUAAAGGAUGAUUCCUUCCGAAAACUCCUUCGGAAAAUUGAGGUAUUGGAAUCACGUCUAAUGUCCAAUCCACUUCAUAACUCCCCGCGACUUCCAGAAUUAUAUGACCAAUACGCGGCAAAAACCGAACUUGGAUCUAAAAUCAAAACAACAAAAAAGAAGAUUGCGGAAGCUAUGUCGAUUAUUCAAUUAGACGAGCUAAAAUGUCGGAAACGGGUGCUUCGUCGCUUCCAGUUCAUCAACGAGGCAGAAGUUGUGCAAUUGAAAGCUCGCGUCGCAUGCGAGAUCAGUAGCGGCGACGAGCUAAUGCUGAGCGAGCUGCUUUUCAAUGGGUUUUUCAAUAACCUCACACCCGAACAGUGUGCUGCAGUUCUUAGCGUGUUUGUCUUUGAGGAGAGUUCCAAGGAGACGCCGCCGAUUUCCAAGGAAGAGCUCGCGAAGCCACUGAGAGAUAUCCAGGCGCAGGCCAGGAUUAUUGCCAAGGUGUCGCAGGAGUCCAAACUGGCGGUCAAUGAGGACGAAUAUGUGAAAGGAUUCCGAUGGGAGUUGAUGGAGGUCAUUUAUGAAUGGGCGAAGGGGAAGUCAUUUGCGGAAAUUUGCAAAAUGACGGAUGUUUACGAGGGAAGCUUGAUCCGGACAUUUCGUCGAUUGGAGGAAUGUAUGCGGCAAAUGGCCCAAGCAGCGAAAGUUAUGGGCAGCGAAGAUUUGGAGAAGAAGUUCGAGAAGUCUCUCGAGAUGGUGAAGCGGGAUAUUGUUGCGGCACAAUCUCUCUAUCUCUAG